This is a messenger RNA of Durio zibethinus, 1350 nucleotides long. Its product is annotated as agamous-like MADS-box protein MADS4. The record is from RefSeq and is a predicted model, not a curated record. Gene Ontology annotation, molecular function: RNA polymerase II transcription regulatory region sequence-specific DNA binding; protein dimerization activity; DNA-binding transcription factor activity. Lineage: Eukaryota; Viridiplantae; Streptophyta; Magnoliopsida; Malvales; Malvaceae. Gene Ontology annotation, biological process: positive regulation of transcription by RNA polymerase II. Gene Ontology annotation, cellular component: nucleus.
AAGAUUUUGGAAUUUAGAAUAUAGAAGUAGUUGUAUUUUUUUUUUUUGUUUUCUUUUAUUUUCAUAAUUAUUUUAGAAUGGGUUUAUUAUAUCAUCCGAGAUUCUAAUGAAGUUCUUAGCUAAGACUAUCUAAAAAAAUGAGAGUAUAAAGGGUUAUUAAAGGUCAGAAAGAACAAAAACACAGCUACCCUUUUUCUUUGGUUUGGGGAAGCGAUCAAGGGAAGAAUUUUGGCUUUGGGGUUUGGUUGAGUUAGAGGAAAGGAAAGGAGUUAGGGAGAGAUCAGGAAACAAAUGGGGAGAGGUAGGGUUGAGUUGAAGAGGAUUGAGAACAAGAUCAACAGGCAAGUAACCUUUGCUAAGAGAAGGAAUGGACUUUUGAAGAAAGCCUAUGAGCUUUCCGUUCUUUGUGAUGCGGAGAUUGCUCUCAUCAUCUUCUCCAAUAGAGGAAAGCUGUACGAGUUUUGCAGUAGUUCAAGCACUAUCAAAACAUUGGAGAGGUACCAGAAGUGCAACUAUGGUGCUCCAGAGACUAAUGUGUCAACUAGGGAGGCUCUGGAGUUAAGCAGUCAGCAGGAAUACCUGAAGCUUAAAGCACGUUAUGAAGCCCUACAAAGGUCCCAAAGGAAUUUACUAGGAGAAGAUCUGGGCCCUCUAAACAGCAAAGAGCUUGAGUCGCUUGAGAAGCAGCUUGAUUCAUCAUUGAAGCAGAUCAGAUCAACGCGGACCCAAUACAUGCUGGAUCAGCUCGCUGAUCUCCAACGGAAGGAACAUCUACUAAAUGAAGCCAAUAAGACCCUAAAACAAAGGUUGAUGGAAGGCUACCAAGUAAAUUCGCUCCAGUUGAAUCCAAAUCCUGAAGAUGUCGGCUAUGGCCGACAACCAACCCAUCAGCCUCAGGAUGAUGGCUUCUUUCAUCCAUUGGAAUGCGAGCCAACAUUGCAAAUUGGAUAUCAGCAUGAUCCAAUAUCAGUUGUCACCGUGAGCCCGAGUAUGAAUAAUUAUAUGACAGGAUGGCUACCAUGAAAUAUGAAUAAGAUGAACGCAUGGAGCAAAUCAUGCAUGGUUUGCAUUCCCUCAUAACAAUGAUCAGCACAUUUUAUUAUCUGUUUGUAUGUUAUUUGAUGAAACAACUUAUGUGUAAUGGCAAGGAUUUAAUAUUAUAACUUGUCUAAUUAGGAUGCAGUACUGUAAGUAACACCUGUGUGAGCGCUCGAGCACUGCGCAUCUUUCAUUGGGCAGUUUAAUUUGUUCGAAAUAAUUGCUGUUUGUGCUUGUAAAGAGGAUUCAACCUCUGUGCAUCUGCUUAUUCUGGUUUUGCAUCAACAAACACAUGCGACCACUUUGGAGUGA